This is a messenger RNA of Anguilla anguilla (European eel), 5070 nucleotides long. RefSeq names its product multimerin-2-like. Bases 52 to 3045 code for a protein of 997 amino acids. Lineage: Eukaryota; Metazoa; Chordata; Actinopteri; Anguilliformes; Anguillidae. The record is from RefSeq and is a predicted model, not a curated record. The transcript has 8 exons. Gene Ontology annotation, molecular function: protein binding.
CGCCUGCCCCGGAAAGAUCCUCAGACUGAGGGCUGAGGAGCAGAGCACACGAUGGCGAGGGUCCUCCUACUCCUGCUGGGCUUUCUCCUGGAGGCGCUCUGCGACAUCAGGGCUCGCGACCCUGAGGUCGAGGAGGACGGGGUUCAAGGUCACGCGGGGUGGCAGCCUCAAAGGUUCGGGGUGCACGGGAAGAGCCCCCCUGUCCCCGGAUACGGCCCUUUACCGGGGGGUCCCGUGUACCCCCACGUGGGAAGCCGAGAGGAGUCAGCGCCCCCUUCGGGGAAGUUUCAAAGCAAUGGCGCGCGAACAGGGAACUGGUGCAGCUUCGUGCACCAGCACAAGGUCACCGAAGCUGUGGUCGUGGGCAAGGAGAGUUACAUAGCCAAGUCCCUGAGCCCCUGUCCCAACGGCCAGGCCGACUGCCGGGUGGUCAUGUACAAGGUCUCUCUCAGGCCUGUAUAUAAAGACGAGGAGAAGAUUGUCACGUCUCUUCUGUGGCACUGCUGCCCGGGUUUUGGAGGACAUGACUGUGAAGCCACCGCGGCAGAUGCCCAUGCCUCGGAGCCUGGGGACCGGACCGCUGGGGACCCUCGGGAGGGGCUCGGCGACGCCCAGCUGCAGGCAUCUGCUCGGGAGACACAACUCUCAGAGGACCUCAGCUGGGAACAGAGGGACUUCCAGCCUCCCGGGGACCCACUUGGCAACUCACCACACCCCGCUGUCUCUCCCCGUGACGUCAAACAGACUGGUGAGCACAGAGGGGCUGUGGCCUCUGUGCCUCUCCCUGCCCCGCCUACAUCUGGGACCCCGCCCCUCCACCACACCACUGCAGCGCUGAUGGCUCAACUUUCCCCCGUGCUGGACGGCUUCAACCGCACCCUGAGGCGGCUGUCCCAGGAGGUGGGGCGCCUCUCCCACGGCCUGGCUGAGCUGCGGAGGGACCAGCAGGGCGGGGCCCCACAUAGAGGAGGAGGAGGAGGAGGAGGAGGAGGACCUAGAGGCCACAAUCUUGAGGCCCGGCUCAUAGCGAGCACUAACCAGAUCGGCCAGGUGAGGGCCCUGCUGAGCGCCAGGCAGAACGAGCUUGAGGGUCGACUGCAAUCCCAGCAUGCUGCGCUGCACCACCACCUGACCGCCUUCAAGGCCGACACCGACAUCAAGAUUGGGCAAAAUCAGGCCAGCCUUCGGUCGCUGAACGCAACCUUGGAGGAUGUAAUACUGAAUCAGCGUCGGCUGGAGGAGGCGGCGCUGGGGUGGGGCGUCGGGGGCGGAGGCGAGCCUGGGCUGGGAGCGGCCGCGUGGCAGGCCAUCGGAAGGCUGCAGGCCACGGUGUCGAGCAAUGGCGCCAGGGUCGCCGCCCUGGAGGGGAAAUCAGAAACGGCAGUCCGCCACCUCGGGGACCUGCAGAGGGGCCUCCGGGGCCUGGAGGGGAAGCUGGCGCUGACGGGACGCGGCACCCAGGCCCACUUCAGCGACACGGCGCUGGACGUGGAGGACGCCAAGGCCGCGAUGCUGGGCAGGGUGGCCGAGCUGGCCGACAACCUCACCGCCCACGGGGAGCACCUGAGCGAGCUGGACUCCGACAUGCGGUACCUCCGGGAGCGGCUCGGCGGCGCCGCCGCCCCGCCGGGAUGCGACUGCCCCGCCCUGGCGAAGGCCGUGUCCGAGCUGCAGCGGGACGUGGCCGGCGCCGCCCGGGCGGCCGAGGAGGACCGGCGGGCCCGGGAGGAGGGCGCUGGGGGACCGGGACCGGGCCCUGGGGUCGGCUCGCUGUCCGACCUGCGGCAGGGGCUGCGGCAGGUCCGGGACUCUCUGGCCUCGGAGCAGGACAGGGGUCGCGCGAUGGCGCUCAACGUGACCCGGCUGCAGGCCGCCCAGGAGCAGGUCCAGCGGGACGUCCUGGCCCUGCUGCGGCGGGACGGCGAGAAGACCAAGGAGAUGCGCCGUCUCGCCGGCUCCUUCUCCUCGCUGCUGAAGGACGCCAUCCGCCACUCGGAGGUGCUGGAGGUCCUGCUGGAGGAGGAGGUGCUGGAGUUCAAGAGGCUCCCGCCCGAGGAGCAGCGGGAGUACUCCAUACCCCUGCUCCGGAGUAGGAUCCUGCUCGCUCAGGAGCAGGUCGGGAGUCACGCCGUGACCCUGGCCGCUCUGGAAAGUCCCGUUGCUAACGACGACCCUUCGGCCGCCCUCACGGAGAGGUUCAAGAGGGAGGCUGACGCGGCGUACGGCCCCGAGGACUACUCUGUCAGCGACUUCUGGAGCCUGGGGAGAGAGGUGGAGGAGCUGGAGACCAGGCUGGGCCAGCUGGAGGGUCGGAGUUGCCUCGACCGCUGCUGCAACUGCACCUCACGCACCACUACCGUUGCCCCCACAGGCCUGGCGGUGGAACUGCAGGACGAGGUUGUCACGCUGCGCAGGGAGUUGGAGGAUCACCUGCACGUGUUCCGGAACGUCUUUGGCAACACGGGCGGCCUGGAGCGUUCCAACGGGACGCUGGACCUGGAAGUACUGUGGGCAGCAGUGAGGGAAAAAGAGGGGAAGAAGAAGUUAAAAAAGCAGAGGAAAGACGAGGGGAGGAGCGACCGUCACAGAGCAGAGAUGAUUAACUCACGCAGUAAAAGGGAACCGGUCCCAAAGGCAGCAGACCUCUCCCAGUUUCCCGACGCCUCCAUCGCUUUCCUGGCCCGCAGCCGCGACGGUGCCCAGCGGCCCGGCCCGCUCACCUUCGAGAGCGUGACGCUGAACCGCGGGCGGGCGUACUCGGCGGGGACGGGCGUCUUCCGGGCGCCCCGCGCGGGGCUCUACCUCUUCCUGCUGACCCUGGACUUCGGCCCGGGCCCCGGCGCGGCCGUCCUGAAGAGGGACGGGGCGCCGGCGGCCACCGUGCGGCGAGGCCGCGGCGAAGCGGGCGGGGCCGUGACCCGGGUCUGCGCCCUGGAGCUGGGGCGGGGGGAGCGGGUCCACCUGGAGCUGGAGCGAGGGACCGUGGGGCCCGGAAACCCGGCGGACAACGCCUUCGCCGGCCUGCUGGUCCUGGGGACCACCUGAGGAGCAACCGCCUCACACUGGGGAAACCGUGUAGUCAGCCUGUCCCCCAAACACUGACCCAAGAUCAGCUUCAUGCCUCCUUAUUUCAAACCCUGCCAUUUUGUGUAUAAAGUCGGCUACUGCAUGAGGAUUCGAGGGACAGAAUCCACUAGCUGCAGCUUUGGAAUAUUACCGUGCAACUGUAACGAUGGUGCAAGCGAGAGGGGCUAAGCAGGGCUCUACAGCGCUGCCAGUUUAGGAGAAUUUGCUCUGAAAAACCGAUGUGUGCUAGCUGUAAAAGUUAUUCAGGAGUGCAUCUACCAGUUGGGAUGCUUUAAUGUGCUGCAAAAUAUUUCGACUUUGGAGCACAUGCACUCCUUCGAAAAAAUGGUAGCACAGAGCCCUGCUGAGAUACUUUGGGGCGACUUCCACUAUUACUGGGCUCCAUCUUACCCACGUCUUUCAAACGCGACCCAUAGUAUUACAGGGCUUUUAGAUAGUAACAUCCAGAAUCCAGACUGCAUGUUAAACCAGUCACUUCUCCGACCAUGGGUACUACAGGCACCUAGAUUAAGGCAAUCUUCAGGAAUUAAACUAGGGUGGGGAGAGACAAUCCCAUUGAGUCAGUCUGGGGUAUUCAUGCUGCAAUGCUUUUGCUUUCCAGCAGGUGGGGGUAAUACUAUGCAAGGCUAUGACAAUGCCCACCUUAAAGACUAUACAAGACCGAUCUUUUCUGUACACCAUAAUAUAUUUAUAGUAGACAGCACUCUGGUGUAGAGCAUACACAAUUAUUUGUUUCACAAACAUUUUUAAAGACACUCUGUGCUUGCAUUUCCUCUGUGUGAUAGUGUGUACAUUUAAAGCACUUUACAUUUCGCUGGUUACCUGGGAGACAUCAGGGACCAUGAUACAGUGUAAAAAGCCCACUUGGUGCUACUGGGCAAAAUAAAAAUAUAAAUAAUAUAUAUAUGCAGUGUUUAUGACUUUUCCCUACCUUUACCCAACAAUACCCAAAUCUAGAGGUGUAAAAAAUCCAGGUUCAGGAAGUAAAGGUCCUCCCAAUAUUUUGUUCCAAUGACCUGGAUUUGCCAAUUAGCACAAUUCUUUAGCAAGAAGAGGUGGUGCUGUUUAGUAAAAUCAGCUGGCUGAGGUCAUGGGUGGAAGAAACACAUAGCCAAACUUUUACUUUCUGACCCCUGGAGUUUCCACCUCCGCACUACUCUACAACUGUUAGUGUGACACACAGCAUGUCUCCAUCAACAGGAACACGUGGCUAAAGACUCAAAUGCCUGCAAAUGUGCAGGACUGCAGAACCCACUUAAACAAAUACAAUAAAUGUUUUUGUCUUCCACUCAAUGUGUAGCCAGUUAUGGUGAAAUACAUGCCACCUGCAUCUUCACUAAGUAGUUGCAGAGUUUGACUGGUGUCUGACUGAAUGCAUAGUGGAAAUCGAUGGCAUUUUGAUGGGUUUUGUAAAAUAUUUUUUUAAACAUUCACCUCUCAACUCACCUCAAUCUCCCUCUGAUUCAUCAGUAGGAUCUGGAUACCAAUUUGGAAACCACUGAGAUGCCCUUGACUGCAGACAUUCUAUGUUAUUUCCCAUUUACCAGAGUUAUAAGACCUCACGGUCUCUCUUGAACAACUCCAUUGAGCAAAUACGACAAGACCACAAUGCUUUGUACUAAAAUAAGCUUAUUUAAUUAAAAACUGAUAAAAUGGACAUAAUCUGUGUACUGAAUGUUUCAUUUUCCCUUGGUAAACAUAUUAAGGCACCUUUUACUUGGACCAGAUGCUGUACAAAAUACAAAGAAGUUAUAGAGGUUUAGAGGUUAUUCUUAUAUGCAUAUAUAUAACACAUAGACAAAGGGAGAGAACAUACUACUACUGCUUGGGAGUCCAUUAACAUACACUACACAUAGCUAAAUUUAUUUACCUACACAAUGACUAUAAAACAGGUGCAAACCUUACUGUCGACAUGGUUUCCAACACAUGCACAUUCUGCAUGAUUUAUAGUUGUAGGGAUUGUUUUUCAUCCGCUGGUUUCUA